UCACACACACACACACACACACACACACACACACACACACAUAACCACGAAGUCUAAUUAGAGAACUCGAUCAAACACAUUAUUGCCACCACCGCGUUUUCGAGUCUGGCGCUUUCUGACAACCCUCCCCAAAGUAGGGUAUAUAAACGUAACUCUACGGGCUGGCUCUCCCAUUUCCAGUGUCUCCGCCGCGGGCAACAGGAAGGAAGGAAAAGGAAAGAGGAAAUAACAGGGCAGGAUGAGGGGCGCGGUGACGUGCUUACUGGUGGUGUUGAUAGUGGUGCUGAGUGGAGGUACUGGAGGGGUGGAGGCAGCCCCGUCCACACCCUAUUACACUCUAGAUACCCAAGGAGACGCCCCCCGCCUGCUGCUUCCUCUCUCGUUAUUGCUGCGAGAGGACGCCCAAGACCUUCUCAGUGACCCCCAGCCGCCCCCCGUCGCCCCCCAGCCGGACAAGAGAGCGGGAAGGAGGUUUAGGACUGGCUCAAGCAGGGACGUUGAGGAGUACCAGGUGUGCAGGCCGAGCAGGCGAGAGGUGGUGGCGCUGUUGCUGGCCUUGCACGAGGUGAGGCAAGGCCGCAACCCCGACGCGAUGGUCAGCCUCUGCAACAUCCUGGCGCACCCGGCCUCGCUCGACACCAACAUACGCUUCCUAGGCUGAGACGACGACGAGAGGGGAAGAAAAGGGAAGGAAGGAGAGGGUGGAGAGAGAAAAGGACAGGGGAGAGGAGUGAGGAUAUGAGCGAAGGAAAAGAAAGGAGGAUGAAGAGAAAGGCAGUGGGAGGGGAGGGAGGGAAUGGACGAGGGAGGGAGGAGAAGGUGAAGAGAGAAGGGAGUGAGGGAAUGAGCGAAGGAAGGCAGAGGGUGAAGAGAGAAAAGAACAGGGGAGAGAAAUGGAGUAAUUGGUGAUGGAGGGAGGAGAGGAUGAAGAGAAAGGAGUAAAUGGUGAAAAAUGAAGGAAGAAUGAAAAAGAGAGAGAGAGAGAGAGAGAGAGAGAGAGACGGUAAAAAUCUUAAAUA
Molecule: messenger RNA, 1019 nt
Organism: Eriocheir sinensis (Chinese mitten crab)
Lineage: Eukaryota; Metazoa; Arthropoda; Malacostraca; Decapoda; Varunidae
Exons: 4
Coding region: 239-661 (140 amino acids)
Source: RefSeq, a predicted model, not a curated record